AUGGCCCGCGCGCCCCGGGGGGCAGGGGUGCCGCGGCGCGGACGGGCGAGCGGGCCGCGUGGGGGGCGGGGGCCUCCCCGGGCGGCGGCCCCGGAGCGCUCGCUGCGCCGCGGGCAUCCCGAGCGGCUCCGCCCGGAGGCCGUGGCGCGGAGGCGGGGAGGGCGGCGGGGCUCGCCCGUCCUGCAGCUGCGGGUCUGGGACUCCCGGGACACCCCCCCCCCCGCCCCGCCCCGGCGGCUCAGGCGCUGGGCUCCGAGGACGCGCGGCGUGCGCGGGGACGGCCUGGUGCCCCCGUCCCGGGGGAGGCCGCGCGGGGGCGUCCACAGCAGGUCCCGCGAAGGUGCGACUGAGCCACAAACUUUUGCCGACUCCCGCGGCCGCCGCCGCCCGCAGCCCGACUCCAGCCGCGGUGCUCAUUUAAGGUGGCGCGGGCACCAGCCGAGCAGGCCGAGCUGCGGCCGCGCUUUUGUCCCUGAGGUCCCCGCUAGGGCGCCGGACCUCCUUAAAGAAAAGCACGUGGGCAGGGGCCGCGGCCCCCACGAGGCGCCCGGGGCGCCGGCUCACACUCGCGGUCCUGACCUGUGGCGGGAAAAUGAGGCCGCGUCCCCGCGCGCCUGGAGGCCGGCGAAGCCCCUCUGCUGGCGGCACCUCCAGUCCCCACCGCGCACCGGGUGUCUCUCCCCUAAACCCCCGCACCCGGAGGACUCCCCACCAUCGCGCCGCCUGCGCCGCCGGUCCCCCUUAAGAAGUAUUGGCUGUACGGCGGCGCCAGAGGGCCAAACUCCAUUCGGUUUGGGGAAACGCGCUCCUAGGGUAAUUCUGGAAAGCUUGGGCCGGUGUACCGACAGCGGGGAGCCGCGGCCGCCGAGGGCGCCCGGAGGUAGGCCGCCGGCCCCCUCGCCGCACCUACCCGGUGGCCGGCGUGCGCGCAGCCGUCCCCUCCAGAGCCCAGGCCUGGGAGGCGGAGGAGCCUCUGGAAGAGAAAGGGUCCCAGAAACUAAACCUGCCCCGGCCUAAGGCUCAGCGCCCCGCUCGCGGAGCAGCCCGCACCCAGGCGCCGCCCACCAAGGUCCUAGGGAGCCCCAGGCGCCCCGGGAGGCGGUCGGAGCCCAGCCGGGAAAGGAAGCCAGCUCGAUAGAGAACCUUCGGGGAGCCACCCUGCGAGCUCUGGGCUGCACGUUCUCUUCCCUGUGCUUUUAUCCCCCAAACCCCAUCUCUCCCUCCAACCUGAACGGACGGGUUAGAGAAAAUGCACAAUUCGAAGGCGGUGAGAACAAAGUGGCUCGAGUAAACCAACUCGUGGGGGUAGCUAAAAGGUUUUUGGCUGCAAAGAACCAAACUAAUCCUCCUCCGGAUCAGUGUCCAGGAACUUAGAAGAAAUGGUGCUAUUAGGACUUCAGUACUUCUG
This is a messenger RNA of Nyctereutes procyonoides (raccoon dog), 1408 nucleotides long. RefSeq names its product translation initiation factor IF-2-like. The record is from RefSeq and is a predicted model, not a curated record. The transcript is spliced from 2 exons. The coding region runs from base 1 to 1017 and encodes 338 amino acids. Lineage: Eukaryota; Metazoa; Chordata; Mammalia; Carnivora; Canidae.